AUGGCAUCCGGUAAUCCACCAUUUAUCAUAAGGGAUCAUCUUUACUCCGUAGAUGACAAGUUGAAGAGAGGGAGACCUCCUCCUUUGCUUAAGGGUACCGAGGAUGUAAUUAUUGAUGAAGAACCAGCGCCAGAAGCUACUUCAGUGAUUGACCCUGCGUCCGUAUCAAGGUGCUGUAUAGAAAGGGGUCUGUUUCCGGCAGUUCCUUUGUUCUUUCAAUAUCCCUGCAGCACCAGCAAGGGUUGGUCGGAGUGGGUUGAUGCUGAACUGAAGAACCCAUCUACCCGUGAUAUCCUAAGCCGGGCAGGCGUGUUGGAAGCCAUCUUUGCUUCUAAGGCUUGCGACAUCCAUAUUGAAGUCAAGACGCUUCGACACUUGGUUAGACGGUGGAGCACUGAGACGCACACUUUUAUUUGUUCGUGGGGAGAGUUCACUCCCACGCUUGAGGAUGUAGCUAAUAUCUUCCAUCUCCCACUUUGCGGCAGCCAAGAUCCUUUCCAUAUUGCAUUAACCGCGGAAGAUGGGCCAAAGCUUGAGAUUUUGCGGAAAGGUGCCCCGACCUCUCCUAGUACCUCUCUAAGAUUCAGUAAUUGGAUUCAGUUUUUUGGGAACAGUGAUCGAGACGAGCCGUGUCGCCUUGCUGCGUUUGUGUCCUUGUGGCUCGGGAGGUUCCUCUUUUGUGAUUUUUCUCAGGACUGCUUGCAUGGGAGAGUGUUUCCGUUGGCUUUGGCAAUAGCACGGGGUAGCAUGAUCCCUUUAGCCCCCAUGUUCUUGGGGCACUUAUAUCGCUUACUUGACCAGAUUCAAUUUCUUGAGAAGGGGGCGGCCGGAACCAUGGCUGUGGAGACUUUUGUAAACUCCAGUUUUCUGCAGAUCUUUUUAUGGGAACGCUUCAAAGGGAUAGAGGUAUCUCCACUCCCUUAUUCAAAGGCUGAGUCGCUGGUUGCUUCGGACGAGGAUUCCUACGUGCCGGGUAGUCUUCCUCUGAUCUGUAGAUGGUUCCGUCGCAUGCAACGGAAGGGCCAAAAUUUUUUAGAGCUGCUGGACGAUGUUGAGCAAUUUAUUUUUCGCCCCUAUUGUGCCUCAUCAGAGGGCUUUAAAAGUAUGCCCCUCUAUGCUGAUUCUGCUGCUUUAAUGGAGGCCCUGGCCAUGCCAACACAAGGUUGUCGGUUACGCAGAGAGGCAUUGAUGAGUGCCGCAUGCCUCCCUCUGCCCACAUUCGGUGAUGACCACUUGGAGAUUUCUGUGCAUUAUUCCCCUUACCGGGUUAGACGACAGCUUGGGUUUGACCAAGGUGUGCCCUCUCGUCCCAACCAUGGAGAUUCCUUGAGCUUGCACAGGGUUUUCUGGACUGGUGACAGCGUGCCGGGAGACGGCAGGCCUCUUGCCCUUGCUCUGGCCAUCCGGCAGCGCGUUGGUGGUCUCUCAAAGGCCUACCAAAAUUAUUGGAACCGCUGCUUUGCCUCGCUCAGCCGAUUCCAUGCUGCCCACUGUGAUAGAUUGAUUCCCACCAUCAUUCAUCAUGCCCGUUUAGUGUCGGAAGAGAAAGCGAUUUCCUUGAGCGAGAAGCGAAAUCUGCCUUUUAUCUCCAAAAGCGGAGAGAUUGUUGGUGACUUUUCGAAGCUAAAGCGGAAGUUGGAAAAGUCGGGUUCUCAUAGUGCCGGGAAGAGUGUUGCACAUGGGAAACGGAAGCGUGAGGAAAGCUGCAGCGCCGAGAAAAGGCAAGCUGUAAAAGAACCGAAAAGGUUCAUCCCCAAGGUAGCGGCAGGUGGUCCUCCCAGCUCAAGAAAGGUUGCCUUGCCCGAGUCCUUACAGCAGCAGCCUACAGCUUCCGGCAGCAGCGAGCUAGCAGCUCCCAAAGCUUCAUCUCCUCACAGUACUUCCCAAAGUAAAGGCAAGGGUAAGGGGUUUUCCGCGACCCCGAAACGUCGAAGCAUGCGUAUUCUUGAAACGCGGUUUGCUAAUACCCGAAAGAAUAAGGGUGAAGACUCGGGACCCAAAGUAGUGGUGACGGUUGAUGAUAACAGUGAUGAUGAUAGUGAUGGCGAUGGCGCUGCGGGAACUGAGGCUAACAUUCAUGAGCAAGAGAGUGCUCACGAUACGAGUGGCAUGGACGAGGACUUUGAUGAAGGCCAAUACGAUAGUCACGACGAAGACACCUAUCCGGCUUUCGGCACUAGCUUGGGGGAGUUCGAUGACCCAGAUACGACUCCCGCUUUGACUGGCGAUCAUGGACAGCGUGUCGAUAUUGAACUGGUCGUGCCCGCCAUUGAAGGCACAAUAGGUGCUUCAUCAGAGGCUGAUUUUGCCCUUCCCACUACUGUCGCUGAAGUUGUCCUGAGCCUUCCGGCAGUGCAACCUCCUCCUUCUCCUAACCCAUGUACUCCUGACAUGGCUGCUGAUGCCUCUCCACUACUUCCAACAGUUCCUCCUCCUAUUUCUCCAAUUCCGAACGUACCUGCCAUAGCUUCCGGCACUGCUCUACUUCUUCCAGCAGCACAUCCCCUUACUCUCCCAAUCUCGAGCACACCUGACAUAGCUUCCGGCACCACUCCACCUCUUCCAGCAGCACAUCUCUGUGAUAAGAAUGUUGAUGCUUUUAUCGCAGGUUCCUCAAAAGGGCCUUCAUUCGAGAAAGGCAUGUCUUGGCAAGAUUGGGAGAAUUCCUACACGGCAUUCAAAGCCUUCUUUGAUGGUGGUGUCACCAUUCUUAGAUCCAUUGAUGAACUUCUUCCGCUUUGCCACAGAUUCGAUGGUUAUGCAACAUUCCAAGGCGCCCUUGUGUAUCCAGAGACGGUUGGAGCCUUGAAAAAGUUCAUGGACAAAUACGGGAGUUUGCUGGAAGCUACAGAUGUCACCUCCUCUUUCUCAAGGGGUACUGCCCUUCGAGCGCUUGGCUUAGUACUUCAUGGGAUGGACACCAUGCAACUCCUUGAUAUUACAGAUCAUAAACUGCUCUGUUGGCGAGAUGCAAUAUGCGAGGCCAUGAUUCUGGGCUUUCCUGUGGAAUUUCUCCUUAAACUCGUGAAGAGCUUAGCACGUGCCGUUUUGGAGCACGGGCCAUUCGUAGAGUUGGAAAACCAGCGCCGGGAGAUGCAUGCCCUUCUUCUUGCUAAGGGAGUUUCUGUUGACAGCGCUGAGUGCGUGACGGAGGCAGCAGCCAGAUUAUCUCCUGGGGCUUCCUUUGUUCUUUUGGACAUUCCCCAUAGCCUACAGAUUGCCCAUCCUUGGCUUAGUGACCAUUUAGCUUGGCUCAUGAUCCUGCUUUUCUUCGUGACUUAA
Messenger RNA from Prunus armeniaca (apricot), 3282 nucleotides. The record is from the annotation of a GenBank genome assembly. Lineage: Eukaryota; Viridiplantae; Streptophyta; Magnoliopsida; Rosales; Rosaceae.